CAUAAUUAAUACUAUCGAUAACAAGCGGUCAAGCCAUGCUCAGGAGGAAGGGGCUGAAACUAAAGUGAAUGGAGCCGGGCCUGUUUGAUUUGGCCCUGUGUCUCCAGAUUGGGUUUAGGGAGAGAGCUAGAUAUUUGGAUCAUGAGGCAUUUUCUGUAAGGAGAUGGAGCUAACCAGCCUGGCCUACCAACCGGCCUUCCCUGAUAAGCACACACCUCUGCCCUCUAGUGGCCAUUCCUUGCCUUUGGGGUCCAUUCUAAACCCAGUGGCUCCUCUUCUGUCUUUCAGAGCCAAACAACUCAAAACUCGUUUAGGGAUCCUGCUUCAUAAGCCAGAGUUGGGACAGGAAGCCGAGAGUGUCAGCAAACCCGAGCAGGACAUCAAAUCCAGAAAUUCCUCAGAGGAGGCACUGGAAUGGAACAAGUCCUUUGACCACCUGCUGAAGAGUAAAAAUGGGGUGGCAACAUUUCACACCUUCUUGAAGACAGAGUUCAGUGAAGAGAACCUAGAAUUUUGGCUGGCUUGUGAGGAGUUCAAAAAGGCCCGGUCAAAAACUAAACUGUCCUCCAAAGCCCAUAAGAUCUUUAAGGAGUUUGUUCAAAACGAAGCACCUAAAGAGGUGAAUAUCGACCAUGAAACCAGAGAACUAACGCGGAAGAACCUGACAGCUGCCACUUCCUCUUGUUUUGAUGCUGCACAGGCAAAAACUCGCACUUUGAUGGAGAAGGACUCCUAUCCCAGGUUCCUGAAAUCCACCUCCUACCAGGACUCGACAGAGCAAGCCACCAACGAAAGCACCAGCAAGCGGUUGCACACCUGAUCCAAGUCACCUGGACUGCCAGAAACUGGGGGGUGGAGGGGAAGAGCCACAGAGUGAAGCAAAGGAGGACAGAAGAGGCAGGAGUCUGAGAAACAGUGAGUGAGGCAGAAAAAGCACUGAGCAGUGGGGUUUUGGCUAAAGUCCUAGGAUUUUAUCAUCAGGAUUCCCAGGACCUCAAAAGCUUCCAUGUUCUCCCAAGCUGUAGUGAGGAGCACCUGUCCCUGCCACUACUCAGAGGAUGAAAUAGGACCUGGAGUGGGGGACAGAAAUGGGUGGCCAGUUGCUUAUGUGCAAGCAAGCUCUCCUGUGACGGGCACUGAGUGUGCAAGAAGAGGCUUGCACUAAAAGCAGAGAGAAAGAAGAGCUGCAUCUGAGUGGCAGGUUCCAGUGAAAACAGAGCCACGCCAAUUCCCUCCUGAACUGUCAGCUGCCUGGUGUUGAACUUUGUUCGUGUGUGUCUAUAUGCACAAGAGAGAGCUUCAGUCUGAUCUCAAGACCCUGCCUCUGUACUGACAAGCUACAAACUGUACAUAGGGCCCAGGAGUUUGCAGUCCCCACAGAGCUGGGGCCAAUGAACCCAUCCUUGUCUGCAUGUUCUUGCACCAGCUAGAAUUUCCAGCAUCUCAAAUCGUAAAGAUGAGGCACGGCUUUGGGUUUUCAGCCAUAGGAAUCCUGAUUGAGAGAUUUUUCAGGUUCUAGUCUGCCCUCUUCCAUGCAUGCUCUGGGAAACCCUGUAUGCCUGCUUCCAAUAAGACAUCAGCAUAGUAUGGACAUAUUUUCAUCAAACUAUUUUGAUCCUCUACCUUGUUGUCCUCAAUCUUGGGUCACAUGCAGCAUUCCCUCCGAGCUGCACAGCAGCACAGCCCUACAGCUGCUUAUCAGCCCUGCCCAGGCAGAGGUUCAGGGCUCCGUGCAAGGAACUGCCUGAUUGGGCUGGGCUGAUUAAGUAGCUACAGGGCAGUGUAAGGACUGCACUUUACAAAGCACUUUCUUUGGAUAAGCCCUGAGGCACUUACAACCCAAACUGGAUUUAUUAUAGAAACCGCAGUCCUUAGCUAUAAUGCUGCUCAGCACCCCAUGAGAACCCCAGGAGAGGUACACAGCUAGAGCUCCAGUACAGUCAAAGAAGGAGGCACAAAAGUGGCAGCAGCAAAUUGGAGAAUGUUUAAAAUGUUUACCAUUUGUGUUUUCACCUGCAAAAUGUGUCCUUUGCUGAGUGACCAUGCAGGGGCUUCUUUUUUUACGUGCUUUCUUCAAACACUUUCUUCUUUCUUGUGCAAGAACCCGCAGAGCGUCCACACUGCCCGCCCACUCUUGCGCAAGAUUCACAGUACAGCGUCGGAAGACAGGGCUUCUUGCGCAAGAACUA
Molecule: messenger RNA, 2189 nt
Organism: Pelodiscus sinensis (Chinese soft-shelled turtle)
Lineage: Eukaryota; Metazoa; Chordata; Testudines; Trionychidae
Source: RefSeq, a predicted model, not a curated record